AAAAUCUUAUUUCUUCCUUUUGCCGCCGAUUAUCUCUAAGAUUUCUCUUAUCCAUUCCUUAUCCAUUCAAAGUUUGGAUAGCCCACAACAAAGAAGAGAUUUUCGGAUUUGAAGUUCUUAUCAAGAGUCGCAGAGGAUUUUCGAAGUUGAUUAAAGGUAUGAAUCUAGACUUGAAAAAGGGAAGAUGUGUAAAGGCUAGGGUAAUUUUAGGAUUCCAAAUUCAAAUAGGAUUAGAUUAUUAUCUGUAAUUUUGGGGAUUGGGAUUAGAAUUGAGAGUUAGAAAAAGGGUUGGAGUCCUCCCUGUUUCUGUAUAAAAGGGGAAGCUUCGGCUUUGAACGGGGAGGUCGAAAAUCGGGGAAAAAUUGGGGAAUCUGAGGAAGAAGAGAGGAGAGGAAAUUGGGGAAAAAGAGGGAUUCGAAGAUUGAGAGAAAGUGCAGCAACUUGUAACCAGAUCUUCAAGGAAAUAAAGCUUGAUCUUUUGUAUUUUUCAGAUUUCAAGUACUACUGUAAAAUUUGUAACAAGGGAUUUGGGUGUGGGAGAGGAUUGGGAGGCCACAUGAGGGCACAUGGAAGCGGCGGCGGCGGCGACAGCGGCCACAUUGACGACGAUGAUCCUGCCAUUGAUUGGGAAGAUCACAAAGUAGAAACCAACGUGUCACCGAGUAACAAACGCAUGUACGCUUUAAGAACAGACACUAACAGACUGAAAAGUUGUUGUCGGGCUUGCGAAAAUUGUGGGAAAGAAUUUUCAUCAUGGAAAUCUUUUCUUGAACAUGGUAAAUGCAAUUCCGAGGAAGCAGAAUCGUUGGUUUCCUUGCAGGCAUCUGACAACGACGAUGGUACGGCCAGGAGAGGGUGCGGAUGGUCUAAAAGGAAAAGAUCGUUGAGGUCUAACGUGGGCAAUGACUCUAAUCCAAUUUCCCCAUCAAGCGAGGAAGAAGAUCUUGCCAAUUGUUUAAUGAUGUUAUCUAGCGCAAAGGUUGAUCCUUCAUCAACGGAACCUGAAGAAUCUUGCGCUUCCGCUAGUAAAGAGGACGGGAGAAGGAACAGUCCCGUGAUGAAUUUCAUUUCUCCGAUUUCGUGUAAGGUUCCGAUGGCGAAAUCCAAGGGUGUCGCCAAAGGAAUGUUCGAGUGCAAAUCGUGCAAAAAAGUGUUCAACUCGCAUCAAGCCUUGGGUGGACACCGAGCCAGUCACAAGAAAGUUAAGGGGUGCUUCGCCGCCCGCAAGGACGACGAGGAUGAACACGACGUUAUUACCCACGAAGAGGUUAUUCCGGCAAAAUCAAAUUCAGCUAUGCAAUUUGAAACGGGAAAUACUUCGAUCGGACAAACCAAAAGAAAAUCGAAAGUUCAUGAAUGCUCGAUUUGUCAUCGGGUGUUUUCAUCGGGACAAGCUUUGGGAGGUCACAAAAGGUGUCACUGGAUCACGUCGAAUUCACCUGAUACAGCGUCAUUUGCUAAUAAGUUUCAUCAGUUUCAGGAUCACUUAGAGCAGAUUCAACAUCCGCCUAUGUUCAUUGAAAAUUCUCAACCACUUGAUCUUAAACUUGACCUCAACCUUCCAGCUCCAACAGCAGAAAUUUUUUUGCCACCAUGGAUAGCUACCGUGGCCGUCGACGAACAUCAACAACAACAGACUGAUCAAACUGACAAUGUUAAGAACAAUAAUUGUCUGGGAAAGGUGAAGUUGGCAAAAUUAAGUGAAUUAAAGGACAUUAAUGUCAGUGAAAGCUCAUCUCCAUGGUUGCAAGUUGGGAUUGGUUCAACUACUGAAGUCAUGGCUGAUCCAUGAUUUUUUUUUUUUAAUUUGACAUUUUUCUUGGUGUCUUUUUUUGGUGUAUUAUUUGAAUUUAAAUACUGUAAUUAUAGACUCAAACAUUUUUAUGUUUCAGAUCACUGUAUUUAAAUGAAAUUACUGAUAUUAA
This is a messenger RNA of Rubroshorea leprosula, 1925 nucleotides long. NCBI's taxonomy places the organism in Eukaryota, Viridiplantae, Streptophyta, Magnoliopsida, Malvales, Dipterocarpaceae. The record is from the annotation of a GenBank genome assembly.